GUAUAUUAUUAUUAUAGAGAAGAUAUACAAACGUACUCAAGAAGAAGAAUUGCCUAUUGUACAAGAAGGAGAGCCUAUCAAAUCUUCAGUUAGUUGUCGGUUAAUGUCGUAAACGGUCUCCAGAGAAUCGAUCGAUUUUUAAUUGAAAUAAAAUCCAAAGAGAAUUUGAUAUACAUCGACGAAAAAAGUUCGAAAUUAUAAGCCGAGAAAAAUUUUAAAACAAGAUAAAUAAAAGAAAAGAAAAGAAACGAAAGGAAAAGGAAGGAAAAGAAAGGAAGAGAAACAAGAAGAAGAAUGGCAUUAUCGAUAGCCUUGCCUCUAUCUGGUCUAGAGCCUGAACAUUUUGCCUCCAUAGGGGCGAGAAUUUUGUACGAACGAGGUUUGAGAAUUUUGUCUGGCAAUCCACCGAUCUCACCGAGUACCGCGAGUGAAUCCAGUGGGAUCUCCAGUUUCAUACCCUCCACCACCGAAUCAUCAACACCCGAUGAAACGCCAAUCUCAUCGAGACCGGAAACACCAGCCGAGGAAACGAUCAAGAAGGAGGAGGAAGAGAAAACGAAGGAAGAGGAGUUACCGCUUCGAAUCUAUUACAGGCAACGCGACAUAUUGAAUUUAGGAGCGAAUCUCAGAGAGCCGUUCUGGCAAAUGAGAGUUCCAACGAUGCCACGAUACGAUUUCAAAAGUUUCGUAGAGAAUAGGUCGGUGUAUUAUCGGUUAGGCGAAUUCGGAUUAACGGAAGAUUAUCCAACGAGAAUGUGCACAGAUUGUGGGUUCUGCGAACCAUCGCCAUACCUGUUUUAAUCUGUCGACAUCGAUGUUGAAAACAACCGACAAGAAGAACGACGUUGCGAACAACUAACUGUCAUAAAUAGAUAGACAAGCGGCAGCCGGCUCGAAUUCACGAAGUGAAACCAAAAAAAAAAACUCCCAAAAAAAAAAAACAAAAAAACAAAACAAAAAAAACAAAAAAAAAAAAAGAGACCAGUGACAAUAUGCAUAAAAGUACACGCACGUUUCUCGAGGAAACAUUAAAAAAAAUGCAUUGAUCUUUUGGCGCCAAAAAGAAGAAGCGCGAAAAUUCUCUACAAAUAAAUAAUCAACUUCGCAAAUUUCGAAAAGAGAAUCGUACUAAUGUAAAAAAAAAAAGUAUAUUUAUAUUUCUAUUUUUUCGCGCGUUGGUGGCGUACUGACCGAAUGAUUGAUUGUCAGAUACAUAAUCGGUUUUGAAGAUUUGUUCAAAAAAUUUUUGCGAUAUUUUUUAUUCUUCGCUGACGCAUUCACUUUUUUUUUUUUUUGUUUCACGCUUUAUCCGUGACUAGACAAUUGUGGCAAUUUUUAUUUCACAAUUAAUCACUUAUUGCUUAACCUGUGUAUCUGACAAUCGAACCCUUGUCCAAUUAUAUUAUAUAUAUAUGUCGAAUAUUAUAGCCGGUAAACGGGCUGCGAUGAUCUACAUACAGCGUAUCUUUGCAAAUAAAAUAUAGGUAAAGUAUUACACGUUGAACAGGGCAGGUCAUCACAUCACGGCUAUGCAAUUUAUGCAUAAGCGUAAUGAUCGACUGGCUAGGCUGGAAAGUUCCACUGUUCAACCGUUUUUUUUUUUUUAAGUUUUAGAAUAUUUCUCAUCGAGCGAUGAUUCUAGAAGAGAAGCAAACGAUUUUCUCGCUAAUUCUUUUUUUUUUUUUCCCUUUUAUACUCCUUUUUCUUUUACAAAACGUACGGAAACACGUGAUACCAAUACGUUGCAAGAAAGAAUAAUUAAUAUAUAAAUAAUAAUAUUAAGAGUCAAAUUUAUAGGGGGGGGGGGGGGGGAAGAAUGUUUUAUGGGGAAAUGUUUAAAAAAGAAAAAAAGGAUUGUUGUAAAAACGAGGCUUGUACGAUUUUUUUUAAAGAAUAUCCUUAUCGAUAUUGUACACGAAAGCAAAGAAUUUUUCCAACUUGCAGUCAAUCGCGCGACACGAUUAAUAAUCAAUAAACGAAUAAGUUGGAAAUUCUACCCGUGAUAUUUUUCUUUUUCUUUUUUUUCGCUAGAUAGAAUUAUUAAUAAGCAUUCCAUUAAGCACAUCUCUUUGUGCGUUGUGAACGACAUAGCAACCUAUUAUAAUAUUACGAACAAUCGACCAGUGCGCUAUAAUUAUAAUUGGCUUAUACAUUUUCACGAUAAAUGUAAUGCGCGCUCACAGAGUAUUAUUGUAAUUGUACCAAAGCUAUUUCACUAGAGUCUUUACUGACCAUUGUUUAUAAGCGGGUAAUAAACAAUAUUUUAUAACGAC
Messenger RNA from Apis mellifera (honey bee), 2273 nucleotides. RefSeq lists its product as uncharacterized. The transcript has 3 exons. The record is from RefSeq and is a predicted model, not a curated record. The coding region runs from base 295 to 801 and encodes 168 amino acids. NCBI's taxonomy places the organism in Eukaryota, Metazoa, Arthropoda, Insecta, Hymenoptera, Apidae.